UCUAAAUCAUCACCAUCACUGAAAUCCCCCAACACCUCCACUAAAACAUCUCAGCCACAGUCUGCUCUGUGUUCACCGGUGCGCUGGAGCCGGAAAUAUGACGUGUUUGUAUGCCACAGCUCGGUGCAUAUUGACAUUGAAGAAGCCAUACAGUUGGUCUCUUUCUUGGAGGCCUCCCCCCACAGCCUUAGAUGCUUCUUAUGGCAGAGGGAUGCCAGUCCAGGAGGUGCCAUCCCCACAGAACUAUGUCAGGCUGUGCAGAACAGCCAUUGCAGGGCACUGCUUAUCACGCCUAACUUUCUUGAGGAUGAGUGGUGCAUGUACAUGAUGCACCAGGCUCUGGCAGAGGGACCCAUGUCCAACAGAAUGAUUCCACUGAUCCACAACUUGUCCACCUCUCAGUAUCCGCUGGAACUUAAGUUCUACUACUACAUUGACCUCAGCAGGAACCCUGAACAUGGUUAUACCCUGCUCAGCAAGUCUGUGCUGAAGUACCUGGAAGAUAUGGUUGAAAAGGAGAAGACAGUUGACUACAAAAUGGAAAGCUCUAGCAACAGUUUCGAUGGGGCAGAUGGCACAAAAACUGACAUUUGA
Lampris incognitus (smalleye Pacific opah) is the source of this 594-nucleotide messenger RNA. RefSeq names its product toll-interleukin 1 receptor (TIR) domain containing adaptor protein (gene tirap). The record is from RefSeq and is a predicted model, not a curated record. Gene Ontology annotation, biological process: signal transduction. The transcript has 2 exons. Lineage: Eukaryota; Metazoa; Chordata; Actinopteri; Lampriformes; Lampridae. The annotation marks the transcript as partial.